Acanthamoeba castellanii str. Neff is the source of this 2208-nucleotide messenger RNA. RefSeq lists its product as uncharacterized. The record is from RefSeq and is a predicted model, not a curated record. The transcript is spliced from 17 exons. Bases 1 to 2208 code for a protein of 735 amino acids. Lineage: Eukaryota; Discosea; Longamoebia; Acanthamoebidae.
AUGCGGCGGCCAUACAUCGCGAGUUGGACGGAGCCGAUAGCGGUCGAUCUCAGAAUCAACGUGGUGCUGGUGGGGCUGAACGGCGACGGGGCCUUCACCUACAAGCUCCCAGAGUCGCGGCUGGCCUCGCUGCUCGCGACAGCACUGCCCACCUACCGCCCGUCGCUGGUGGAGGAGGAAAGGCCGCUCAAUGUGGAGUACACCCUGCGAUACGAUGUGCACCACCAGCACAACAUAGGCACCUUCACCAAGAUGCUCGGCGAGGAGCUCAGCAAGCUCGGGCCUCCGGACAGAGGCGCGACGCUGACGGACUACGCGGUUCCCCCGAGCGCACUGCAAGCGUGGCAGUCCUACUUUGACUCCAUCACCGUCGCGGACGAGUACAGCAUCAUUCUGCUCAAUCCGUGUAAGCGCGCGUUGGAAAACGCGAGGACGGGUGCUGAGGGCACCACUGUCGAGCCCCGGUGGCAGUACCACUACAACUACGACGGAGCCCCCACCCAAGCGUGGGUGUCCGAGGGCCGCUACACGGUGGUGGAUCUGAGCGCUGGGCCGGUGGUCUACGGACCCUCGGACGUGGGCGAGGGAGCAGUCACGGCCGCCUCCUUGCCUCGCCUUGGGAAGUUCCACAACAAACUGAGGACGCUGGGCCAAAACAGACUCUACGAGCGCUACACCGUGAGCGAUUUCGCCGAGAUCGAAGCCCACAUCGCCACGACCGUGAUCUCGGCCAUCCAGCACGUCUUUGUGCCCGACAUCCGGUUCCCUGCCGUCCAAGCCGACAAGGUCUUGGUCCCGAUCGUCGUGCUACGGAACCACGUCGAGUUCAAUCCGUGGCGCAAGGGCCACCCGUAUUCGAUCGACAUCGACGCCAUCAGGAGGGAGGUGGCCAAGCUGGCUCUGCCUAACCAGGAGGUGACGAUCGUGACCGACCUGCACGGCCUGCACGAGCACAAGCACAUCGCCCUCGCCCUCGCCAAGGCCCACAAGACCGACACCGUCCACGAGCUCAACGUGUGGGGCCGUUAUGACGCGAAGGAGAAGCCCUACAUCGACGGUCGCGCGCUGCUGCAGCAGAUGAAGGACGCGCAGGACAUCAUCACCUCCGGGUUCCUUCAGUCGGCCGAAGAGCGCGCUCAUCUGUCCGCCUUCUUCUCUCGGUCGCAGCCAGCGGCCCAGGCCUCGGCCUCGGAUUCGCAGAAGGCGUCGCGUCCGCUGGGCACCCGCAUCCUGCCCGUCUACGUUUUCUCCCUCCUGCUUUCUCCUCACCUCCAGAACUCUCUGCUCGACCGCAGCUCUCUAUACACUGCGUCGGCCGAGGGCGUGAUUGUGCUGCAAACGAAUUCGACGGAGGUGCCGGUGCCCUACUUUGCCCAGGACUCGCCCGUGUUGGUCCACCCGAACGACCCCACGCGGUACAUCAUCGCCGGCAUCGCCACUGCCCUGGGUGCCCUCAACACGCCCCUCCAGCGCUACUCCCCCCUUCACUCGCGCGUCUUGCAGUCCCACAUGUGGGCCAACGGACAUCACCCGUUCGGGCCGUACGCCACGACGACGGGCAUUUCGCGGGUGUUCGUGGACAUGGUGACCAGGAAUGCCGUGCUGUCGCGCUUGGACCAGGCCCUCAAGAAGAUCCACAAGUCCAUCGCCGACGUCGACCGGUUCGCCAAGCGGUACCUGUACGACCCCUUCGGCGAGAACAUAACGAUGACCGAAUUCCAGGGGAGAACCGUCGGUUCGACGACCGAGUUCACCGGCUCGAUGGCGGACCUUGAGCCCGGCUCCAAUGGCCCCGAGCUAUGGCAGAGCUCGGAGGGCGAGAGGACCUCCACGUUCCUGCACUUUCAGGAACUGCCCGCUUCCACCGUCGAGCGGCUGUACGGCGAAAUGAAUAGGCUCGAGGGCAUGUUCCAUCGCGUCGGCGGGCUCCUGCGGGACUACAAGCUCAAUGAAGCCUAUGAAGUGUCGAGCUCGCUGGGGCUCGCAGCGAUGACCUUUGCCCAGUACGUGAGGGACGAGAUCCAGGCGGCCGAGGCCGAGCUCGUUUGUUGCAUUCUGCAGCACACCCCGACCCAUUCCUCGUUCUUUGGCGACCUCCUCCAGUACUUCCUCGUCUUCGUGGUGGCGGUGCUCUUCAUGCUGGCGCUGGUCGUCUUCCUCAAGAAGAAGCCCCAGACCAAGCAGUCCCUGCUGUCCAAGCGCCGAUGA